AUGUCACGUAAUCUAAAGAGGACAGCGAGAGAUGACUUAGAAAACAAGCCAAAGAAAGCUAAACAAAAUAUUGGCUCAGAUAGCGAUAGCGAAUUAAGCGAUUUAGAUAAUAAUUAUCUUGAUAGAAACCAGGAUGACGGAGAUAGCAAUAAUAAAGAGAAACCCACGAAUGGUGACCUACCAGCUCUCAAGCAGGAGCCUUCUAUUAAAUCUGAAGAGCCUUCUCCUGUUAAGCAACCCAAGAAGGCGCCUUCAAAGACGCCAAAGAAGUCACAAACACCUAAAACUCCAAUGUCACAAACGCCUGCGUCCCCUUCAAAACUGAAGUCUGAAAAUGACGCAACUGACACACCAAAACAAGAACCAGACGAGGAGGACGACUACAAAUGGUGGGUUCAACAAGACACACUCGGUGAUGGCACACAGAGAUGGACAACUUUGGAGCACAACGGUGUUUUCUUCCCACCAGAGUACGUCCCUCUACCAAAGGAGGUUCGAAUGAAGUAUGAUGGCAAGAAUGUUGAACUUUCCUUGGAAGCUGAAGAAGUCGCAGGCUUCUACGCCGCUGUCCUUGGUUCAGACCACGCUGCAGACCAAGUCUUUAACAAAAACUUUUUCAAUGAUUUCUUGGACAUUCUGCGUAAACACCCACCUCUCGAUGGCACAAAGAUUCAAGAGUUCGAAAAGUGUGACUUCCAACCGAUCAAAGACUACUUAGACCAAGAGAAGGAGAAGAAGAAAGCAAUGACAAGAGAUGAAAAGAAAGCCGCUAAGGAACAACGUGAAGAGAUUGAGAAACCAUUCACUCAUUGCUUGUUGGACGGUCGUAAAGAGAAGGUUGGUAACUUCCGCAUUGAACCACCUUCACUCUUUAGAGGACGUGGUGCUCACCCAAGGAAGGGUAAACUGAAGUUGCGCAUAAAGCCUGAACAAAUUACUAUCAAUAUCGGCGAAGGCGCUAAAGUACCUGAGGCACCAUCAGGUAGAAAAUGGGGAAGCGUUCAACAUGACAAUACUGUCACUUGGUUGGCAAUGUGGAAGGAGAAUAUCAAUGGAAAUUACAAAUAUGUCUAUCUCGCUCCUGGUAGUACCUUAAAAGGUCAAAGUGAUAUGAGCAAGUUCGAAAAAGCCAGAGAGCUAAAACAACAUAUAGGACGAAUUCGGGAAGAUUACGAGGCUGACCUUAACAACAAGGUCAUGUACGACAGACAGAGAGCUACUGCCGUCUACCUCGUCGAUAGACUCGCACUUCGUGCUGGUAAUGAAAAAGGUGAAGAUGAAGCUGACACCGUCGGUUGUUGUUCUUUGAGAUGUGAACACGUUAUGUUAAGACCACCAAACCUUGUCACCUUUGAUUUCCUUGGUAAAGACAGUGUUAGAUUCUAUCAAGAGGAUAUUGAAGUUUCGCCCCAAGUUUUCAAGAAUUUACGCAUUUUCAAGAAAGAGCCAAAGGGUCCUCAAGAUCCAAUUUUUGAUAGAAUUCAAACAACGGUUCUUAACAAAUAUUUCGGUAAAUUCAUGAAAGGAUUAUCAGCAAAGGUUUUCCGUACUUACAAUGCUUCAAUUACUUUCCAAGAAGAGCUUCAGAAUACACCAAAGGAGGGUACCGUCGCUGAAAAGUUAUUGGCGUUCAACAGAGCUAAUAGGAAUGUUGCAAUUCUCUGUAACCACCAGAAAAACGUUUCAAAAACCCAUGGUGCUGCAAUGGACAAAAUGGGUGAUAGACUCAAAGCUAUAAAAUAUCAACGCAGGAAGAUACGUCAAAUGCUUGAACAAGUAGUUGAGGACAAGAAAGUAUGGAAGGAAAAUCCAAAGUUUAAGGAAGAGGAAUCUGACCUUGACGAUGAAUGGAUGGAUGCUCAUGAAGAUAACGAACGUGAAAAAGACAAAGAGAGACAAAGAAAGAAAUUUGAAAGAGAUAACGAAAAGCUUCGAUCUGAAGACCAAAAAGAGAUGAAACCACAAGAACUCGAUGAUAGAUUGAAUGAUGUCGAUGAAAAGUGGAAAACUAUACAAAAUGAACGCAGAAGUGGCAAGCCUGACGUCGGAAAGAAGUCUGAAUCGAAUCUCUUGACUUCCAUGCAAAAGAUCGAAGAUCGUCUCGAAGCGUUCAGAGUGAACGCAUCCAACAAGGAUGAAAUUAAGGAUGUUUCACUCGGUACAUCGAAGAUCAACUAUAUCGAUCCACGUAUAACAGUUGCUUGGUGUAAGGAAUAUGACGUUCCAGUAGAGAAGGUCUUCGCUAAGACGCUCUUGACGAAGUUCACUUGGGCUAUGGAAACGACACCAGAUUGGAAAUUCUAA
Molecule: messenger RNA, 2304 nt
Organism: Wallemia mellicola CBS 633.66
Lineage: Eukaryota; Fungi; Basidiomycota; Wallemiomycetes; Wallemiales; Wallemiaceae
Product: putative DNA topoisomerase
Exons: 6
Coding region: 1-2304 (767 amino acids)
Biological process (GO): chromosome segregation; DNA topological change; DNA replication
Cellular component (GO): nucleolus; chromosome
Molecular function (GO): DNA topoisomerase type I (single strand cut, ATP-independent) activity; DNA binding
Source: RefSeq, a predicted model, not a curated record